Messenger RNA from Pundamilia nyererei, 2600 nucleotides. RefSeq names its product amyloid beta (A4) precursor protein-binding, family B, member 3 (gene apbb3). Gene Ontology annotation, molecular function: amyloid-beta binding; transcription factor binding. The coding region runs from base 224 to 1510 and encodes 428 amino acids. Gene Ontology annotation, biological process: regulation of DNA-templated transcription. NCBI's taxonomy places the organism in Eukaryota, Metazoa, Chordata, Actinopteri, Cichliformes, Cichlidae. Gene Ontology annotation, cellular component: cytoplasm; nucleus. The record is from RefSeq and is a predicted model, not a curated record. The transcript is spliced from 11 exons.
GAGAGGGAGAGACAAACGCUGGGCAAGCACAAAGGAGGAGAAGAAGAAGACUGAUGGUGUCGUCGUAGAGAGCGACAGCCGGAGGAACGAGAGACACCGAGAAAGACAGACAGACAGAGAGAGAGGCGAACGGGAGAAGACGUUAACAACCGUCCUCUGGGCCCGUGUGUAUGUGUGUGUUGGUGAUCAGCUGAUUGGAACACACGUAUUGGAGGGCGGAGCCAUGAUGGGCAAGGACUACAUGUUGGCCAUCAUUAUAGUCAACUAUGAUGACAACAUCUGGACAGACCAGAACCUGCUGCUGGACCCAGACCUUCCCUCUGGCUGGAGAACCAUCAAAGACUCCACGGGAACGUACUACUGGCACGUUCCCACCGGCGCCACCCAGUGGCAACAUCCCCGUCUUACAGGGACACCGCAGCUGCUCGAUGCCCAGCAGGAGGAGGCUGGACAGCAGAGCUCCAACAAGGAGACAGAAGGUCCACCUGAGGACAGGUCUUCGUGGCACGAAGAUGACCUCACCAACCACGACCCCGACUCCAAGUGUUUUGCCGUGCGCUCCCUCGGCUGGCUGCAGGUGGAGGAGGAGGACCUUUCUCCUGGUCGCAGCAGCCUCGCUGUUAGUAACGUCAUCCAGCAGCUGUCUCACUGCAGCAGCCCCGAGCAGAGAGAGCGGCUGGGUGCCUGGGGGGAGGGCCGCGAGAUGAUGCUAGUUCUGAAAAAAGACACCCUGACCCUGUUGGACCCAUUAGACCACACCCCCCUGCACUGUCAGCCAAUCAUCAAUAUCCGUGUUUGGGGGGUGGGCUGCAACAAUGGCAGCUCCCUGACCAUGGAGAGCAUCUCACCUGAGGACCUGCCGAGACAAGUGGAGUUUCUGGAGGCAGUGCGGCAGCAGGUGCAGAAGUUUGAGGUCCAGUACAUCGGCAACCUGCCGGUGUCGCGAGCCAUGGGUAUGGAGGUGUUGAACCGAGCGAUAGAAAGCAUCAUGAACUCCACAGACCGAGACGACUGGGAGCCGACCGUGAUCCACGUCACCGAUAACGUCCUGUCUCUGUGGAAAGGAGAGGACGGCGACGAGCCAUUCUGGGAGUGUCAGGUACGCUUCCUCACCUUCCUGGGCGUCGGUCACGACAGCCACACCUUCGCAGUGAUCGUGGACGGCGGCACGCAGCAGUUUGAAUGUCACGUGUUCUGGUGUGAACCGGACGCUGGGAUCAUCUCCGAGGCCGUCCAGGCUGCGUGCAUGGUCCAGUAUCAGAAGUGUCUGGUGGCUCAGACUCCUCCCCCAAGGACCAAAUCAUGGCGUGCAAACCCGUCAAAGGUGAAACGGGCCAACUCCAUGGAUGGCGCCGCCUUCCCUCCCCUCACAUCCCGUCACCAUGGCGGCAGCAGCUCCAGCAUGAUGGCGCAGAGGAUGGCGAAGGGUAGCGGCAGCAGCAGCAGUGUGAGGAAGGGCAUGAUGGCGUUUUUUGAAACUUUCCGCAACAAACAGGCCGCCACGUCCUAAUGAUGAAGGCGGGACCACCAGAGCCCCCAGGGGUUAGGGUAGCUGAUUCUCCAGAUAUGUUACCCCUGACCACACUGGGCCUCCAGACCGGCCUCUGAUCGGCUGAACUCUGUGCACAUAGGGCUCUGGUGGUCCGCCUGGCUGAGUGACAUCACCAGCAACUCCAGAACACGAUGCUUGGACCACAAACACACCUGAAUCAGUCGCUGUGAUUGAUCAGCAGGAUGAGUGAAGGACGAAGUCGAUCAAAACCUCCACCAACACGUCCGAAAGUUUAAAGGCUAGCAGGUUCAUCACUGAAAACAUCCAUCCACACCAUAAACAAGGCUGAGCCCUGACCUUUGACCCCUUCAGCUCCAUCUGUGCACAUAGAACCGAGGUUAUGAGUCGUAACUGAAGUUCAUUUUCUUGUUUCCUGUCGUCACAGCUCCUCCCCUCGAGGGGCGGAGUCACAUCUGCUCCUCCUAACUGUGAGGCGUUUGAUUUGAGAGGUAACAUCAUCAGUCUCUGUGUGUGACUGCCACAGCCUCACCUGAACUCUGUGCGGCUCUCCAGGGUCUGUCACCACCACAAGCACAAACGAGGGAGGAGCAGAGGAGGUGGCGAUCGGCUCAAAGGGUAACAGUGAAAAUCCGCCCACGUUAGUAAAAAGGACCGCUUCACAUCCAAGGUGGAGGAAGACUUCCUGUAAACAGAGGACACGUAGCAAAAACUGUAGAGACGCGUCUGUUUGUUCUGCUUUGAGCUUCAUUAUCGUGUUUUAAAGCUGCACUGACUAACUCGGCCACCAGAGGGCGAUGAACACGCGCUGGAGAAACAGACUGAAGAUAAACUGGCCUGUUUCCUGUGCUGAAAGCAGCAGUUUGCAUGCAGGCAUGAACUGAAACAAAUGCCACGCCCACAGUGACAUCUGACUCUCCUUCUGCUUCCUGAUUGGCUGACGUACCCUUAAAUAGAAGCUGUGCUGUAUUUACUGUUAUUAGGUAAGAUUGAGUUUCUGAGCAUCUGACAGGCUGUCGUUGUUUCCUCGCAGUAAAAGUGAUCAAUGAUGUCAUAUAUAAAUGAACCAAUAAUAAACUGAUAAAAACAU